This is a messenger RNA of Coregonus sp. 'balchen', 22121 nucleotides long. The record is from the annotation of a GenBank genome assembly. NCBI's taxonomy places the organism in Eukaryota, Metazoa, Chordata, Actinopteri, Salmoniformes, Salmonidae.
GAAUGGUUGAGCCCAGUCCCCCAGCGUUGCAUCUCCAUGCCAACGGUGAUGUCAGCAUGGUGGGCAUCGGCGUAAAGCAGGAGAAGGAGGAGUCUGGAGGAGAAGGGGGAGGAGCCAAAGCUGAGCCGCACUCCUCUCCUGCCUGUGAUUGGUCAGGACAUCAGCCAAUGGAGAGACCGGAGUCUAGACAGCUGACUCCUCCCCUCUCCCGCUCACCAUCAGUAAGAGAGAAACUCCUCCCAUUUCAUUAUUUUAAUCAAUUAUUUUGUUUAUCUAGGUGUGCUGUUCAACCUGUUAAUCCUGUGGUCCUCUGUAGCUCAAUUGGUAGAGCAUGGCGCUUGUAACGCCAGGGUAGUGGGUUCGAUCCCUGGUUGUAGUAUGCUUAUCAAAGGCAGGCUUGCUACAGUUUGUUAGCUAUAUGAUUGUGAUCUAAACGCACAGACUGACAGACAGUAGGAUUGUCAAGCGUCUGCCGGACGAGAGUACUUAGCAACUCUGAACAGAUUGCCGGCCGUAAUUUGCAAAACAAGCACAAACCGAUUCUGCAUGUAGAAAUGGGCAAAAAUGAUGGCCGGCAGUUACGCACCGGCGGGUGGUCCAUAUAACACACCGCGCUGACAGCAAGCGAACAAAUGGCGAUCGAACGGCCCCCUUCUGUACAGACUGACAAUUGGUCUAGUAAGUUUUCUCCUUAACGCUGUUUUUCCCUGUCCUUGGUAGGAGGGCUCUCCGGGUAAGGAACAGCUUCUCAGACAGAGUCCUGUGGGGAUGAAGGGGGGCAACAGGGGGUACGACCACCGACCAGAGGGACACAUGCACCCCACUGUCAGCGAAGGUAUUGUACACCUCGUCUGCUCCCCAGUGUAAUAUGUUUCUGAUCAUUACAUUGCCCUUUGGAGAUCUCUCCUGAACAUUGAUAGAGUUAAAUGUGAUGGAUUUUCACAGUGCAUCUUAUUAAGACUCUGAGGAGGCUAGAGGAGUUUGCCUUAGCUCUGUGUGCUCAAGUUUGUGUUCCUAUUCAUUGGCUACAGAAUUGCAUUGAAUUUCACAUGGCUGUUUUUCUUAUUUGAGAGAGGUUACACGAAGUACCUUCCUAUUGAAAUCCUUACAAAGUAGUAGACCUUGAGAUUUGUUUUGAACUAUUGAACUGAAUGCAUUGAUUCAAACGCAUGUGCGAGCACACACACACAUACAAACGCACUCACACACUGAUUCAGUCACUCACUCACUCACUCAACAUGCACCACGCCAGACGCAUGCACACACACCAUCUAACUCUGUCUGUUCAUACAAUAUGGCGACUGAACAACAACAUCAACAACAACAAAAAGUAACACACUCAUCCAUAUCCUGUGUCCUGUUGGCAGUCAUGCCCACCAUAGAGAAGCUGCUGAGUGUGGACUGGAGGGAGAAGCUUCUGGACAAAAGCUCCCUGGGAGGCAACCACUUGAAAGGUGAGCUCUCACCCCUUUACCCCUGACCCUUUACCCCUGACCCCUCACCCCUUUACCCCUAACCCCUGACCCCUCAUCUUUACCUCUCACCCCUGACUGGCCCAUCAGUGCUCUGUCUUACUUGUCUCUCUCUGCCUGCCUGCCUGCCUGUCAGUCUCGGCCUGCCUGCCUGUCUCUGCCUACCUGUCAGUCUCUACCUGCCUGCCUGUCUCUGCCUGCAUGUCAGUAUCUGACUGCCUGUCAGUCUCUGCCUGCCUGUCAGUCUCUGCCUGUCAGUCUCUGCCUGCCUGUCUCUGCCUGCCUGUCAGUCUCUGCCUGCCUGCCUGUCUCUGCCUGCCUGCCUGUCUCAGCCUGCCUGCCUGUCUCUGCCUGCCUGUCAGUCUCUGCCUGCCUGCCUGCCUGUCAGUCUCUGCCUGCCUGUCAGUCUCUGCCUGCCUGUCAGUCUCUGCCUGCCUGUCAGUCUCUGCCUGCCUGUCUCUGCCUGCCUGUCAGUCUCUGCCUGCCUGCCUGUCUCAGCCUGCCUGCCUGUCUCUGCCUGCCUGUCAGUCUCUGCCUGCCUGCCUGCCUGUCAGUCUCUGCCUGCCUGUCAGUCUCUGCCUGCCUGCCUGUCUCUGCCUGCCUGUCAGUCUCUGCCUGCCUGCCUGUCUCUGCCUGCCUGUCAGUCUCUGCCUGCCUGCCUGCCUGUCUCUGCCUGCCUGUCAGUCUCUGCCUGCCUGCCUGCCUGCCUGUCUCUGCCUGCCUGUCAGUCUCUGCCUGCCUGCCUGUCUCUAUAUCUAAUUGUCUCUAUGUAUAAUCCUGUUUGUACUCAUCUCUCUCUCUCUAUCCACAGUUUUCAUGCGUGUAAAGUCAUGCUGUAUAAAAAAAAUAAUGACAAGUGUGAUGGAAACAGAAAGUGGCGGUACAAUUUUAUAAAUGUCGACAGACAAUUUGUUCGUUAUGUUGUGUGGUCCUCCCACUGCGACUUGGAAAAGCAUGCACAGUUUAGGCUACAGGAUGGUGAAAGUGCACGUGAUGAGCUUGAUGCUCCUUUCCAAUAAACUCUAGGGUGUUCAUUUGUAUGCUAGUGACACGAUGAUCAGUGCUUAGCUGUCAAUUAACAAAUACAAAUGAUAUUGCUCUAAUCCUGCGCUCUCGCUCUCUCAGGCACUCCAGAGUCUCUGGCAGAGAAGGAGCUGCAGUUGUUGUUGAUGAUCAAUCAGCUGAGUGGUCUGAGGGAGCAGCUGCUGGGAGCCCACUCUGAGCAGAGGAACAUGGCCGCCCUGCUUCUGGAGAAACAACAGCAGCAGAUGGAGCUGGCCAGACAGCAGCAGGAACAGGUGACCCUGACCGCUGACCCCUAAAACACACACUGACCCCUAACCUGGGUUUACCUGGUCUUACCUGAGUGUACCUGGACUAGGCUAUAUGUUUUUAAUGGGCAUGUUCCUCUACCCAGGCGUUGCUGACACAUGCCAGAUCUUAAAACGCCUGGAUAGGUAUUUUGUAGCUAAUCAUAUGUUAUAGCAAUCUGUCAGUCGAUGACGUGGCACCCAACCAUUGGUUGAGGCAUGCAACGUCUGAGCAGGGGAACACAACCAAUGUGUGUGGUUUAUUUCAGAUCGCCAAACAGCAGCAGCAGCUGAUCCAGCAGCAGCACAAAAUCAACCUGCUUCAGCAGCAGAUCCAGGUGAGACCUUUUAUAAAUGAUAUGCUAUUUUUAUAACAUAAUUUUGAAGUAACUUUGGGGUAACUCUGUGUGUGACUGACCUUGUGCCCUCUGUCUGACCUGGUCUCAGCAGGUGAACAUGCCCUACGUGAUGAUCCCAGCCUUCCACCCAAACACCCAGCAACUCUCUGUCACCUCCGACACCCAGAUGACCAUGCCUCUGCAACCAAUCCCCUGCAAGCCAGGUGAGUCACACCCCGCCCCCAACCUCUCUUAGCAAAUCCCCUUGACAGCCAGGUGAGUCACACCCCGCUCCAAACCUCAUUUAGACAAUCCCCUACAAACCAGGGGUGGUCUAAUCUGGCCCGUGGGUGGUUUAAGUAAAACUAUUAUUUAUAUAUAUAUACAGUACCUUCAGAAAGUAUUCCCACCCCUUGACUUAUUCCACAUUUUGUUGUGUUACAGCCUGAAUUUAAAAUAAAUUAAAUUGAGAUUUUUUGUCAUUGGCCUAUUUACAAUAUUCCAUCAUGUCAAAGUGGAAUUAUGUUUUUAUUUUUUAAAAAUAAAUUAAUAAAAAUGAAAAGCUGAAAUGUAUUGAACCCCUUUGUUAUGGCAAGCCUAAAUAAGUUUAGGAGUAAACCUUUGCUUAACAACUCACAUAAGUUCCAUGGACUCACUCUGUGUGCAAUAAUAGUGUUUAACUUGAUUUUUGAAUGACUACCUCAUCUACAGUUGAAGUCGGAAGUUUACAUACACCUUAGCCAAAUACAUUUAAACUCAGUUUUUCACAAUUCCUGACAUUUAAUCCUUUUAGAAAUUCCUUGUUUUAGGUCAGUUAGGAUCACCACUUUAUUUUAAGAAUAUGAAAUGUCAGAAUAAUAGUAGAGAGAAUAAUUUAUUUAAGCUUUUAUUUCUUUCAUCACAUUCCCAGUGGGAAGUUAGUCAGAAGUUUACAUACACUCAAUUAGUAUUUGGUAGCAUUGCCUUCAAAUUGUUUAACUUGGGUCAAACGUUUCGGGUAGCCUUCCACAAGUUUCCCACGAUAAGUUGGGUGAAUUUUGGCCCAUUCCGCCUGACAGAGCUGGUGUAACUGAGUCAGGUUUGUAGGCCUCCUUGCUCACACACGCUUUUUCAGUUCUGCCCACACAUUUUCUAUAGGAUUGAGGUCAUUGCUUUGUGAUGACCACUCCAAUACCUUGACUGUUGUCCUUAAGCCAUUUUUCAACACAACUUUGGAAGAAUGGUUGGGGUCAUUGUCCAUUUGGAAGACUCAUUUGCGACUAAGCCUUAACUUCCUGACUGAUGUCUUGAGUUGUUGCUUCAAUAUAUCCACAUAAUUUUCCUUCCUCGUGAUGCCAUCUAUUUUGUGAAGUGCACCAGUCCCUCCUGCAGCAAAGCACCCCCACAGCAUGAUGCUGCCACUCCCGUGCUUCACGGUUGGGAUGGUUUUCUUCGUUUUGCAAGCCCUCCCCCCUUUUCCCUCCAAACAUAACAAUGGUCAUUAUGGCCAAACAGUUCUAUUUUUGUUUCAUCAGACCAGAGGACAUUUCUCCAAAAAGUAAGAUCUUUGUCCCCAUGUGCAGUUGCAAACUGUAGUCUGGCUUUUUUAUGGCGGUUUUGGAACAAUGGCUUCUUCCUUGCUUCUUCUUCGAUAUAGGACUCGUUUUUACUGAGGAUAUAGAUACUUUUGUACCUGGUUCCUCCAGCAUCUUCACAAGGUCCUUUGCUGUUGUUCUGGGAUUGAUUUGCACUUUUCGCACCAAAGUACGUUAAUCUCUAGGAAACAGAAUGCGUCUCCUUCCUGAGCGGUAUGACGGCCCCAUGGUGUUUAAACCUGCGUACUAUUGUUUGUACAGAUGAACAUGGUACCUUCAGGCGUUUGGAAAUUGCUCCCAAGGAUGAACCAGACUUGUGGAGGUCUACAAUUAUUUUUCUGAGGUCUUGGCUGAUUUCUUUUGAUUUUCCCAUGAUGUCAAGCAAAGAGGCACUGAGUUUGAAGGUAGGCCUUGAAAUGCAUCCACAGGUACACCUCCAAUUGACUCAAAUGAUGUCAAUUAGCCUAUCAGAAGCUUCUAAUGCCAUGACAUCAUUUUCUGGAAUCUUCCAAGCUGUUUAAAGGCACAGUCAACUUAGUGUAUGCGCAUUUCUGACCUCCUGGAAUUGUGAUACAGUGAAAUAAUCUGUCUGUAAACAAUUGUUGGAAAAAUUACUUGUGUUAUGAACAAAGUAGAUGUCCUAACCGACUUGCCAAAACUAUAGUUUGUUAAAAAGAAAUUUGUGGAGUGGUUGAAAAACGAGUUUUAAUGACUCUAACCUAAGUGUAUGUAAACUUCCGACUAGACACUGUAUGUACCCCACACAUACAAUUAUCUGUAAGGUCCCUCACUUGAGUAGUGGAUUGAACCACAAAGACCAGGGAGGUUUUCCAAUGCCUCAUAAAAAUAAAAAAAGCAGACAUUGAAUAUCCCUUUGAGCAUGGUGAAGUUAUUAAUUACACUUUAGAUGGUGUAUCAAUACACCCAGUCACUACAAAGAUACAGGCGUCCUUCUUAACUCAUUUGCCAGAGAGGAAAGAAACUGCUCAGGGAUUUCACCAUGAGGCCAAUGGUGACUAGAAAAACAGUUACAGAGUUUAAUGGAUGUGAUAGGAGAAAACAACUGAGGAUGGAUCAACAACAUUGUAGUUAUUCCACAAUACUAACCUAAUUGACAGAGUGAAAAGAAGGAAGCAUGUACAGAAUAAAAAAUAUUCCAAAAUAUGCAUCCUGUUUGCAACAAGGCACUAAGGUAAUACUGCAAAAAAAAUGUGGGGCAAAUCCAACACAGCACAUGACUGAAUACCACUCUUCAUAUUUAUUUUCAUGGUGGUUUCUGCAAUAUGUUAUGGAUAUGCUUGUCAUCAGCAAGGACUGGGAGUUUUUCAGGAUAAAAACAUACAAAAUGGAGCUAAGCAAAGGCAAAAUCUUAAUGGAAAACCUGGUACAGUCUGCUUUCCAACAGACACUGGGAGACAAAUUCACCUUUCAGCAGGACAAUAACCUAAAACACAAAUCUACACUAGAGUUGAUUAGUAAGACGACAUUGAAUGUUCCUAAAUGGCCUAGUUACAGUUGUGACUUAAAUCUGCUUGAAAAUAUUUGGCAAGACUUGAAAAUGGCUGUCUAGCAAUGAUCAACAACCAACUUAACAGAGCUUGAAGAUUUUUUAAAAAGAAUAAUGGGCAAAUAUUGCACAACCAAAAAAGACUCAAAGCUGUAAACGCUGCCAAAGGUUUUUCUGAAAUGUAAUUACUCGGGGUGAAUACUUAUCAAAUUAAGAUAUAUUCGUUUUAGAUUUUUCAUAAAUCAAAUAAUUUUGUAAGAAUGAUUCUUCCACUUUGACAAUUAAAUACAUGUUAAUAGCACUUUGUAACACAACAAAAUGUGUACAGUGCCUUGCAAAAGUAUUCAUCCCCCUUGGUGUUUUUCCUAUUUUGUUGCAUUACAACCUGUAAUUUAAAUGGAUUUUUAUUUGGAUUUCAUGUAAAGGACAUACACAAAAUAGUCAAAAUUGGUGAAAUGAAAAGAAAAAAAUUACUUGUUUCAUAAAAUUCUACAAAAUAAAUAACGGAAAAGUGGUGCGUGCAUAUGUGUUCAUCCCCUUUGCUAUGAAGCCCCUAAAUAAGAUCUGGUGCAACCAAUUACCUUCAGAAGUCACAUAAUUAGUUAGAUUGCACUCAGGUGGAAUUUAUUUAAGUGUCACAUGAUCUGUCACAUGAUCUCAGUGUAUAUAUACACCUGUUCUGAAAGGCUGCAACACCACUAAGCAAGGGGCACCACCAAGCAAGCGGCACCAUGAAGACCAAGGAGCUCUCCAAACAGGUCAGGGACAAAGUUGUGGAGAAGUACAGAUCAGGGUUGGGUUAUAAAAAAUAUCAGAAACUUUGAACAUCCCACGGAACACCAUUAAAUCCAUUAUUAAAAAAUGGAACGAAUAUGGCACCACAACAAACCUGCCAAGAGAGGGCCGCCCACCAAAACUCACGGACCAGGCAAGGAGGGCAUUAAUCAGAGAGGCAACAAAGAGACCAAAGAUAACCCUGAAGGAGCUGCAAAGCUCCACAGCAGAGAUUGGAGUAUCUGUCCAUAGGACCACUUUAAGCCGUACACUCCAGCUGGGCUGGAGAAAAAAGCCAUUGCUUAAAGAAAUAAAUAAGCAAACAGUUUGGUGGUCGCCAAAAGCCAUGUGGGAGACUCCCCAAACAUAUGGAAGAAGGUACUCUGGUCAGAUGAGACUAAAAUUGAGCUUUUUGGCCAUCAAGGAAAACGCUAUGUCUGGCGCAAACCCAACACCUCUCAUCACCCCGAGAACACCAUCCCCACAGUGAAGCAUAGGGGUGGCAGCAUCAUGCUGUGGAGAUGGCAGGGACUGGGAAACUGGUCAGAAUUGAAGGAAUGAUGGAUGGCGCUAAAUACAGGGAAAUUCUUGAGGGAAACCUUUCAGUCUUCCAGAGAUUUGAGACUGGGACGGAGGUUCACCUUCCAGCAGGACAAUGACCCUAAGCAUACUGCUAAAGCAACACUUGAGUGGUUUAAGGGGAAACAUUUAAAUGUCUUGGAAUGGCCUAGUCAAAGCCCAGACCUCAAUCCAAUUGAGAAUCUUUGGUAUGACUUAAAGAUUGCUAUACACCAAUGGAACCCAUCCAACUUGAAGGAGCUGGAGCAGUUUUGCCUUGAAGAAUGGGCAAAAAUCCCAGUGGCUAGGUGUGCCAAGCUUAGAGACAUACCCCAAGAGACUUUCAGCUGUAAUUGCUGCAAAAGGUGUCUCUACAAAGUAUUGACUUUGGGGGGGGGGGGUGAAUAGUUAUGCACGCUCAAGUUUUCUGUUUUUUUGUCUUAUUUCUUGUUUGUGUCACAAGAAAAAAUAUUUUGCAUCUUCAAAGUGGUAGGCAUGUUGUGUAAAUCAAAUGAUACAAACCCCCAAAAAAUCCAUUUUAAUUCCAGGUAAGGCAACAAAAUAGGAAAACUGUCAAGGGGGGGUGAAUACUUUCGCAAGCCACUGUAUAUACAUCUUUAUUUUUGGGGAGGGGGGUGACGAACUCAAUAUGCUUUAAAAUGACUAAAACCAAUUUGAAACUGUGUAGAAAUGAUAAUGGACCUACAUUCAUACAGUUUCAUGACUGUGUACAGCUCGUUAAUAAUUACCAAAAUGAAAGCUAGACAGUCAGGGAACAUCAGAAAUGAUAGAGGACUAUUUUUUGCUAAUUUUAACGGCAAGGAAAUAUAACACAUUUUCAGUGUGGCCCUCCGGACCUCGUUGAAGACCGAAUGCGGUCCCCAGGGCAAAAUGAGUUUGACACCCUUAGGGUAGACUGAAACAGAUAUGUAUUCCACAGACCAAGUCCCCAAUGCAAUGCUUUCCAAAAAGGAGGGUUGGUUGGGGCCCAUUGGUGGACUGUGACAUGGCUUAGGUUACUCAGUGGUUUAUCAUAAACACUCAAUCCUCUCAUACACUGUGAAAACAAAUAAGUAACGAGCUGACAUCAAGUAAUCGCUGUGGACUUUUAAUGUAUCGUAAAUGUCAAUCGGAACCCCCCCCCAAAAAAAAAACACAUUUGUACAUUUGUCUCCUCUGUUUUGUUUGUCCUGUUGCUAUGAACUGUGUAAGUUGCUAGAGCAACGACCAGACGCCCCUUUCAUAUGGUAUGGUGGUCAGUAACCUUCUCAGUCAAACCCCCUUUUCCCUGCUCAUGCCCUUCAAUGUGUUGUGCAGUCAACAUGAUGGUAGUACAGAUAAUGUUGUCUAAAUGUUGUUUGGAUGUUAUUGAUUUUGUUCCCUUCUGACAGUAAUUGUGAAGCUUUCAUCUCCCCCCGUUUUAUUUAGCAGUGGACUAUCCCAUGCAGCUACUGCAGAACCUUCACUCCACCCCUAUGAAAAGGCCCAGUGGUACCUUCCGACAGGUAGUGAUUUCCAUACAGAUUAUACUGGACAUAUACCUAUACUAUAGUAUACCCUUAUUAUACUAUACUGUACUAUACUAUACAGUGGGGAAAAAAAGUAUUUAGUCAGCCACCAAUUGUGCAAGUUCUCCCACUUAAAAAGAUGAGAGAGGCCUGUAAUUUUCAUCAUAGGUACACGUCAACUAUGACAGACAAAUUGAGAGUUCUUUUUCCAGAAAAUCACAUUGUAGGAUUUCUUAUGAAUUUAUUUGCAAAUUAUGGUGGAAAAUAAGUAUUUGGUCACCUACAAACAAGCAAGAUUUCUGGCUCUCACAGACCUGUAACUUCUUCUUUAAGAGGCUCCUCUGUCCUCCACUCGUUACCUGUAUUAAUGGCACCUGUUUGAACUUGUUAUCAGUAUAAAAGACACCUGUCCACAACCUCAAACAGUCACACUCCAAACUCCACUAUGGCCAAGACCAAAGAGCUGUCAAAGGACACCAGAAACAAAAUUGUAGACCUGCACCAGGCUGGGAAGACUGAAUCUGCAACAGGUAAGCAGCUUGGUUUGAAGAAAUCAACUGUGGGAGCAAUUAUUAGGAAAUGGAAGACAUACAAGACCACUGAUAAUCUCCCUCGAUCUGGGGCUCCACGCAAGAUCUCACCCCGUGGGGUCAAAAUGAUCACAAGAACGGUGAGCAAAAAUCCCAGAACCACACGGGGGGACCUAGUGAAUGACCUGCAGAGAGCUGGGACCAAAGUAACAAAAACUACCAUCAGUAACACACUACGCCGCCAGGGACUCAAAUCCUGCAGUGCCAGACGUGUCCCCCUGCUUAAGCCAGUACAUGUCCAGGCCCGUCUGAAGUUUGCUAGAGUGCGUUUGGAUGAUCCAGAAGAGGAUUGGGAGAAUGUCAUAUGGUCAGAUGAAACCAAAAUAUAACUUUUUGGUAAAAACUCAACUUGUCGUGUUUGGAGGACAAAGAAUGCUGAGUUGCAUCCAAAGAACACCAUACCUACUGUGAAGCAUGGGGGUGGAAACAUCAUGCUUUGGGGCUGUUUUUCUGCAAAGGGUCCAGGACGACUGAACCGUGUAAAGGAAAGAAUUAAUGGGGCCAUGUAACCUCCUUCCAUCAGCAAGGGCUUUGAAGAUGAAACGUGGCUGGGUCUUUCAGCAUGACAAUGAUCCCAAACACACCGCCCGGGCAACGAAGGAGUGGCUUCGUAAGAAGCAUUUCAAGGUCCUGGAGUGGCCUAGCCAGUCUCCAGAUCUCAACCCCAUAGAAAAUAUUUGGAGGGAGUUGAAAGUCCGUGUUGCCCAGCGACAGCCCCAAAACAUCACUGCUCUAGAGGAGAUCUGCAUGGAGGAAUGGGCCAAAAUACCAGCAACAGUGUGUGAAAACCUUGUGAAGACUUACAGAAAACGUUUGACCUGUGUCAUUGCCAACAAAGGGUAUAUAACAAAGUAUUGAGAAACUUUUGUUAUUGACCAAAUACUUAUUUUCCACCAUAAUUUGCAAAUAAAUUCAUUAAAAAUCCUACAAUGUGAUUUUCUGGAGAAAAAAAAUCUUAUUUUGUCUGUCAUAGUUGACGUGUACCUAUGAUGAAAAUUACAGGCCUCUCUCAUCUUUUUAAGUGGGAGAACUUGCACAAUUGGUGGCUGACUAAAUACUUUUUUUCCCCACUGUAUACUGGUCCUUUGUAGCUCAGUUGGUAGAGCAUGGCUCUUGUAACGCCAGGGUAGUGGGUUUGAUUCCCGGGACCACCCAUACGUAAAAUGAAGACACGCAUGACUGUAAGACGCUUUGUAUAAAAGCGUCUGCUAAAUGGCAUAUAUUAUUUUAUCACUAUACACUAUACUGUACACUAUACACUACACUAUACUGUAUACUAUACUGUAUACUAUACACCAUACUGUAAACUAUACACUGGUACGGGUCCCCCUUCACCCUCUGGUGGUAUGGAGAAAAUGCCGCCGAAGAAGAUGGCAGCCGUUUUACAGCCCUCUAACCAAUUGUACUAUUAUGUAAGUUUUUUCGCAUUAUUUGUCAUUUAUUAUGUACAUAAUGUUUCUGCCACCGUCUCUUAUGACCAAAAAGAGCUUCUGGAUAUCAGGACAGCGAUUACUCACCUCGUAUUGGACAAAGAGUUUUUCUUCAACGAAUCGGACGCGAAGGUUAUCCUACAGACACCCAACAAGGCCCAAAUCCCUGUCAUUCGCAUGAGAAAGUGACGGCGAUAUCGUGGACGUAGGUCGGGGUGCCUUGUAAGGAUCCGACGGCGAGCGAGUAAACUGCCUCUUCUAUCAAUCCUAUUAGCCAAUGUUUAAUCAUUGGAAAAUAAAUUAGACGACCUAAGAUUACGGUUAUCCUACCAACGGGACAUUAAAAACUGUAAUAUCUUAUGUUUCACCGAGUCGUGGCUGAACGACGACAUGGAGAAGAUACAGCUGGCGGGAUAUACGCUACAUCGGCAGGAUAGAACGGCUGACUCCGGUAAGACAAGGGGUGGCGGUCUGUGUAUAUUUGUGAACAACAGCUGGUGCAUAAAAUCUAAUACUAAGUAAGUCUCAAGGUUUUACUCGUCUGAGGUAGAGUAUCUCAUGGUAAGCUGUAUACCACACUAUUUACCAAGAGAGUUUUCAUCUAUAUUUUUCGUAGCUGUCUAUUUACCACCACAAACCGAUGCAGGCGCUAAGAUUGCACUCAAUGAGCUGUAUAAGGACAUAAGUAAACAGGAAAACGCUCAUCCAGAGGCAGCGCUCCUAGUGGCCGGGGACUUUAAUGCUGGGAAACUUAAAUCCGUUCUACCUAAUUUCUACCAGCAUGUUAAAUGUGCAACCACAGGGAAAAAAACUCUAGACCACCUUUACUCUACACACAGAGACACGUACAAAGCUCUCCCUUGCCCUCCAUUUGGCAAAUCUGACCAUAACUCUAUCCUCCUGAUUCCUGCUUAUAAGCAAAAACUAAAGCAGGAAGCACCAGUGACUCGGUUAAUAAGGAAGUGGUCAGAUGACGCAGAUGCUAAGCUACUGGACUGUUUUGCUAGCACAAACUGGAAUAUGUUCCGGGAUUCUUCCGAUAGCAUUGAGGAGUACACCACAUCAGUCACUGGCUUCAUCAAUAAGUGCAUCGAUGACGUCGUCCCCACAGUGACCGUACGUACAUACCCCAACCAGAAGCCAUGGAUUACAGGCAACAUCCGCACUGAGCUAAAGGGUAGAGCUGCCACCUUCAAGGAGCGGGACUCUAACCCGGAAGCUUAUAAGAAAUCCCGCUAUGCCCUCCGACGAGCCAUCAAACAGGCAAAGAGUCAAUACAGGACUAAGAUUAAAUCGUACUACACUGGCUCUGACGCUCGUCGGAUGUGGCAGGGCUUGCAAACUAUUACAGACUACAAAGGGAAGCACAGCCGCGAGCUGCCCAGUGACACAAGCCUACCAGACGAGCUAAAUCACUUCUAUGCUCGCUUCGAGGCAAGCAACACUGAAGCAUGCAUGAGAGCAUCAGCUGUUCCAGAUGACUAUGUGAUCAAGCUCUCUGGAGCUGAUGUGAGUAAGACUUUUAAGCAGGUCAACAUUCACAAGGCCACAGGGCCAGACGGAUUACCAGGACGUGUACUCCGAGCAUGCGCUGACCAACUGGCAAGUGUCUUCACUGACAUUUUCAACAUGUCCCUGACUGAGUCUGUAAUACCAACAUGUUUCAAGCAGACCAUAGUCCCUGUGCCCAAGAACACUAAGAUAACCUGCCUAAAUGACUACCGACCCGUAGCACUCAUGUCUGUAGCCAUGAAGUGCUUUGAAAGGCUGGUCAUGGCUCACAUCAACACCAUUAUCCCAUUACCCCCAGACCCACUCCAAUUUGCAUACCGCCCCAACAGAUCCACAGAUGAUGCAAUCUCUAUUGCACUCCACACUGCCCUUUCCCACCUGGACAAGAGGAACACCUACGUGAGAAUGCUAUUCAUUGACUACAGCUCAGCGUUCAACACCAUAGAGCCCUCAAAGCUCAUCAUUAAGCUAAGGACCCUGGGACUAAACACCUCCCUCUGCAACUGUAUCCUGGACUUCCUGACGGGCCGCCCCCAGGUGGUAAGGGUAGGUAAUAACACAUCUGCCACGCUGAUCCUCAACACGGGGGCCCCUGAGGGGUGCGUGCUCAGUCACCUCCUGUACUCCCUGUUCACCCAUGACUGCAUGGCCAGGCACGACUCUAACACCAUCAUUAUGUUUGCCGACGACACAACAGUGGUAGGCCUGAUCACCGACAAUGAUGAGACAGCCUAUAGGGAGGAGGUCAGAGACCUGGCCGUGUGGUGCCAGGAUAACAACCUCUCCCUCAACGUGCUCAAGACAAAGGAGAUGAUUGUGGACUAAGCACGCCCCCAUUCUCAUCGACGGGGCUGUAGUAGAACAGGUUGAGAGCUUCAAGUUCCUUGGUGUCCACAUCACCAACAAACUAUCAUGGUCCAAACACACCAAGACAGUCGUGAAGAGGACACGACAAAGCCUAUUCCCCCUCAGGAGACUGAAAAUAUUUGGCAUGGGUCCUCAGAUCCUCAAAAAGUUCUACAGCUGCACCAUCGAGAGCAUCCUGACUGGUUGCAUCACCGCCUGGUAUGGCAACUGCUCGGCCUCCGACCGCAAGGCACUACAGAGGGUAGUGCGUACGGCCCAGUACAUCACUGGGGCCAAGCUUCCUGCCAUCCUGGACCUCUAUACCAGGCGGUAUCAGAGGAAGGCCUUAAAAAUGAUCAAAGACUCACCGGUGCCCCCGCACAUUGACUCUGUACCGGUACCCCCUGUAUAUAACCUCCCUACUGUUAUUUUAUUUAUUUUAUUUUUUUCUUAACUGCAUUGUUGGUUAUGGGCUUGUAAGUAAGCAUUUCACUGUAAUGUCUACACCUGUUGUAUUCGGUGCAUGAUUUAUACACACACUAUACUGUAUACUAUAAUGUACUCUAUACUAUACUGUACACUAUACACUACACUAUACACCAUACUAUACACUACACUAUACUACAAUCUGGGUGGUUCGAGCCGUGAAUGCUGAUUGGCUGACAGCCAUGGUAUAUCAGACCGUAUACCACGGGUAUGACAAAACAUUUAUUUUUACUGCUCUAAUUACGUUGGUGUCCUAAAUAUUUCAAAAACUAAAAGCAUUGUAUUUGGGACAAAUCGUUCAGUAAACCCUAAACCUCAACUAAAUCUUGUAAUGAAUAAUGUGGAAAUUGAGCAAGUUGAGGAGACUAAACUGCUAGGAGUAACCCUGGAUUGUAAACUGUCAUGGUCAAAACAUAUUGAUACAACAGUAGCUAGGAUGGGGAGAAGUCUGUCCAUAAUAAAGGGCUGCUCUGCAUUCUUAACAGCACUAUCAACAAGGCAGGUCCUACAGGCCCUAGAUCACAAUCGUGUGAUCAGGUGACACAAAGAGGGACUUAGGAAAAUUGCAAUUGGCUCAGAACAGGGCAGCACGGCUGGCCCUUGGAUGUACACAGAGAGCUAACAUUAAUAAUAUGCAUGUCAAUCUCUCCUGGCUCAAAGUGGAGGAGAGAUUGACUUCAUCACUACUUGUAUUUGUGAGAGGUAUUGACAUGAUGAAUGCACCUAGCUGUCUGUUUGAACUACUUGCACACAGCUUGGACACCCAUGUAUACCUCACAAGACAUGCCACCAGAGGUUUCUUCACAGUCCCCAAGUCCAGAACAGACUAUGGGAGGUGCACAGUACUACAUAGAGCCAUGACUACAUGGAACUCUAGUCCACAUCAAGUAACUCAUGCCAGCAGUCAAAUUAGAUUUAAAAAAACCCUGAUAAAAAUACACCUUAUGGAACAGCGGGGACUGUGAAGCAACACAAACAUAGACACAUGCAUACAAACACACGAUAAUAUGAUUUACGCUUAAGAAGCUAGCUCUGUUAAGACAGUUACAGGCUAGGAGAUCUCUUUGAAAACACUGUCAAAACAAUGCACUCCAAAUUAACAAUGGAUGUUUCUGGUAUACCACACCCCAUUCACAAUUGUGUGCACAAUGCAUGCUCUGUCUGCACUGUUGGUUCUCAAGUGGAAAAGGGCAUCACAUAAAUCACUAAACAGAAGAAAGAGAGGACAGAGAGAAAGAACAGACAAAAUAAAGAUUAGAUUAAAGAAAUCCUACAGAGGUGUGAGAUGCCAAAUCUGUCAUGCAUAACCCGAACACAUACACACCCACCUCAUACCUGGGUGUAUGUGUUUGUUGUAUUGACAUGGAUGAGAACUGUACGUUGAGUGUGUGUGUGUGUGUGUUAUAUUUACACAGUGUAUAAAUAUAAGCAGUGUAUUUUAAGCAGUAUGCAGUGUAUUGUGUUUGUGUGUUUCUGUGUUGUGCUGACACACCCCUGAUGGUCUAGUCUUUUGUCUCUCAUCCCCUUAGGAAGCCAGCCAGCCUCUGAACCUAACCUCCAAGCCCAAGGGGAUGGACAUGGGGAAGAGCCCCAGCCCGCAUGCCUUUGAGCUGGGCACAUUGACACUGCAGGGGGGGUACAGACCCAGGGACAACCAUAGAGACAGCCCCUCACGACCCUCACUUAACCUGGGUCAGUCUGCACACACGCACAUAAAUGCUACACACACAUAACACCUACAUACCUCCUUCCAUUCAUUACAUUCCUUACCUUCAGGCAUGUUGAAACUCUGUGUGUGUGUGUGUGUGUGUGUGUGUGUGUGUGUGUGUGUAUGUGUGAGCCUGUUCCCCCUUUGACUUUAGGACUUAGACUCGCUGAUAGAGCAUAUCACCCCCCUCCUGUCUCUCCCUCUGACGCAAUAAGAGUACUCUGUUAUCUUGACUCUCUUUUAUAUUAACAUUUGCAACGCUUUGUUGGUGCCCUGCCCAUCUGAGCGUCUUCUCUCUCUCCUCCUUCUCUCUCUCUGCAGGAUUUCUGGGAGAGGGGGAUGUGGUGACCCAGGCCAUCCAUGAUGCCCAGCAGCUGCUGCGGAGACAUGGGCCGGGCGGAAGAGAGCGCGAGCGAGAGAGAGACAGCACUGCCAGAAUGGUAAGCCAUUGUCCAAAGACACGCAUACACUCUCAGACCCCUGUCCUUGUCGGUCUCUCUUUAUGGAGGAGUGUGUAACCUCCUCUAAACACCCAUCACACACAAACACAGACAGACUGGCAGGCUGAGGGUUGUGGCUGGGUUCAGGGCCAGGGUACAGCCACUCGUCUCACAGUGGCUGUUAUAGACUGGAGAAUGUCUCAGCUACACACACACACACACACACACACACACACACACACACACACACACACACACACACACACACACACACACACCCUGAGAAUGUCUCAGCCAUGUCCUCCAGCAGGAACAACAGCUGCUGUAAACUCACAACAGUGCUCUUAGAACACCAUGGUGAUGACUCACCUUUCUCCUUUGUCAACUGUAAUACACCGCUCCCCUCCUCUCCCCCUUCUCUCUGCCUUCUCUCUUUCCUCCACCCCUCUUCCUCCUCUCCUUUCCAGAGACAUAGAAACAGAGUUCGGCCAAGUGUGGUUUAAAUGUAGACUUUUCAUGGACCAUUCUUCAGCAGUGACAAUGUCAUUGUUGUGGAGCAUAUGGUGCCAUCAUAGGGGAGAGUCCUUGUCACCCUCAUUUCUUUCACCCCUCAUCUCCUCCCCUUUUCAGGGCCAUGAACACAAUUCUCUCCUCCUCAUCACUCUAUUAUUUCCUGCCUUUGCAUUUACAGACCUGCCUUUUAAAGGUCCCUAACAGUCAUUCUGAUUCCCAUGUAAAAUAGCCUUUUGGAGCGACUAAAAUACCACCCAUAAUAUUUUAUUUGGAUAGAAAUGUUUUUGUUUGUUGAGAAAGUAAUUUGUAUUUCAUGGCUAACUACCAGGAAGUUUGAAAAGACAGGCUGAGUGUGCUGGGAACACAUAUUCAUGAGCUCGCCUUGACUGACAGUUCUUUGAAACGCCUAUGUCAAGCAACUUGGAUGCAGUGAUGCAGUAAAAUCAUCUCAAGCAUAUUUGGUGAUACACAAAGCAACUCAAACAACAUUGAAAUUGCAUCAAAAAAAUGUUUUAAUCUCCCGUGUGAUACGGUUCACGGCAGCACUGACGGAUGUGUUGAUAUGACAACUGCGUCAGAGUUUUGAACGACCCUUCCCCCCCUUUUGUUCCAUGCUGGCUGAAGACCUAGCUAGCCAGUAACUAGCUAACACCAGACACAUAUGAAAGGGGAAACAUAUAAGGAUCUUUGCUAUAGAUGAAUAGUGUAAACUUUUAAUUAUAUUUACUGACACCAUACAGUCAAAUUUUGGCACCAAUAGAGUAGCUAUUUAGCUAUAUAAACCACGCACCUCUGCAAACACGUCUUCUCUGAUGUUGGUUACAAUGCAGUACUUGUUUAAAUUAGGAAAGAGAAUAUCAUAUUACCAAUGGUGUAUUAAAAUGAGAGUUGGGGUGAUGUCACCCUAUCCCCUUACUAAUCCCGCCUCCUAAAGUCAAGUGUUUGACAUGGGGGACCAGUAACGUUAUGAUCAAACUUUAUCAAUGUAGAAGCAACAGUCAUUUUUCAUACUUUUGUCAUCAUACUUUGAUCUGGUGUCAUCCAAAUAUCAUCAAAUUUCAUGUAAAACAUGAUUUUGACUGUUCAUGACCUUUAAACACCAGCUGCUAUGUGAGGCAUCUCCCUGCUCGGCCAUAAAUAGUGCUGUUAAGCACACACACACACACACUCACUCACUCACUCACUGACCCAGGUUUGUGAGACAAAAGCAAUGUCGCAAAAAAAUUAUUGCGACAUGUGUAAUGGAAACGGCAGAUAUAGGAUAAUUUUUUCAAAGAUAGACAAGAUUUUUAUUCAUUCAACAGGGGUGGAUUUUUAUUUUCUCUAACUUUCUUUAUUGCGACAAAUGAUGAUGGAAACUGUAUUUUUAUAAUAAAUAAUGAUUGCCGAAUGAUUUUGAAGGUAGCUUACCGCCUUGUAACCAACAUCGAAGAAGGUGUGUUUGCAGAGGGACGUGGUUUAUAUAGUACGUGAUCAAAAUCUAUUUUUUCAACUAUAAAAAGUGUGUUUAAGAUUCUUCAAGCUCUGUCAAGUUGGUUGUUGAUAAUUGCUAUACAGCCUUUUUUAAGUCUUGCCACAGAUUUUUUAAGUCAAAACUGUAACUUGACCACUCGAGAACAUUCAAUGUCGUCUUGGUAAGCAACUCCAGUGUAUAUUUGGCCAUGUUUUUUAGGUUAUUGUCCUGCUGAAAUGUGAAUUUGUCUCCCAGUGUCUGUUGGAAAGCAGACUGAACCAGGUUUAGCUCUAUUCCGUUUGACAAGCAUACCCAUAAUAUGAUGCAGCCACCACCAUGCUUGAAAAUAUGAAGUGGUACUCAGCGAUGUGUUGUGUUGGAUUUGCCCCAAACAUAACGCUUUGUAUUCAGGACAUAAAGUUAAUUUCUUUGCCACAUUUUUGGCAGUUUUACUUUAGUGCCUUAUUGCAAACAGGAUGCAUGUUUUGGAAUAUUUAUAUUCUGUACAGGCUUCCUUCUUUUCACUCUGUCAUUUAGGUUAGUAUUGUGGAGUAACCACAAUGUUGUUGAUCCAUUCUCAGUUUUCUCCUAUCACAGCCAUUAAACUCUGUAACUGUUUUAAAGUCACCAUUGGCCUCAUGGUGAAAUCCCAGACCGGUUUCAUUCCUCUCUGUCAACUGAGUUAGGAAGGACACCUGUAUCUUUGUAGUGACUGGGUGUAUUGAUACACCAUCCAAAGUGUAAUUAAUAACUUCACCAUGCUCAAAGGGAUAUUCAAUGUCUGUUUUUUUGUUUUUUUACCCAUCUAAUAGGUACCCUUCUUUGCGAAGUAUUGGAAAACCUCCCUGGUCUUAUCUGUUUUGAAAUUCACUGCUCGACUGAGUCACAGUUAAUAGUAUGUGUGGGGUACAGUGAUGAGGUAGUCAUUUAAAAAUAAUGUUAAACACUAUUAUUGCACACAGUGAGUCCAUGCAACUUAUUAUGUGAGGAAGGAUGCACAACUGAAUGCAUUCAACCGUAAUUUUACAUUUUACAUUUUAGUCAUUUAGCAGACGCUCUUAUCCAGAGCGACUUACAGUUAGUGAGUGCAUUUUCAUACUAGCCCCCCGUGGGAAACGAACCCACAACCCUGGCGUUGCUCUACCAACUGAGCUACAGGGUGUCUUCCACAUUUAACCCAACCCCUCUGAAUGAGAGAGGUGCGGGGGAGCUGCCUUAAUCAACACCUGGCGAGCAGUUGUUGUUGGGGGAUAACCGCCUUGCUCAAGGGGAGAAAGGCAGGUUUUUCCCACCUUGCCGCUUCAGGGAUUCAAACUAGCGACCUUUCGGUUACUGGCCCAAUGCUCUUAACCGCUAGGCUACCUGCCGCCCUGGGUGACUUGUUAAGCACAUUUUUACUAGUGAACUUAUUUAGGCUUGCCAUAGCAAAGGGGUUGAAUACUUAUUGACAUAAGACAUUUCAGCUUUUUUAAUGAUAGUAAAAAUGUCAAAAAACAUAAUUCUACUUUGACAUUAUGAGAUAUUGUGUGUAUGCCAGUGACACAAAAUCUCAUUUUAAAUUCAGGCUGUAACACAACAAAAUGAAAAAAGUCAAGGGGGUGAAUACUUUCUGAAGGCACUGUAGGUGAGGGCAUACAGGCUUUUUAUUAAUGCGCAAUUUGCCUAAAAGGGUAAUGGAAACACUUCAACCAUUUCAUUUUUAUUUGACACUGUAUGUUGUUGUUUUUUGGUGUGACGUCAUUAUGUCCAGCUUUUUUUUAUUGAAACAAGAUAGUUAAAUGGAAACGCACCAUAGCAGGCAAUAUUGUCACAUUUAUUUUCUAUGCGCACUUUCUAAAUGUCGACAAAAAGUCACUGGACAAGUUAAUGGAAACAUAGCUACUCACGCACGCACACACAUACACACAGAUAAUGUUAAAUGCUCUCUUCAGGCCUGUUUAACUGCAGCAACAUUCAAAUCCCAUCCUUCUUCUGUUUACCUAAGUGUUAAGGUGUAGGCCUGUGUGUGUCAGAUGGGUGUGUGUAACUCUCUCUGUCUCUGUGUAGGAGUAUAAGGUGGCUGGACACAGCAACAGGCUGCCACACCCAGACCGUGGGGAGGAUGGACAGACCCUCCAAACCAACGAGGACCACCACAGCAGCGACUCUGAGGGUAGGCCGAUUUCAUCUUUAAAUUAUUUUCUCCUGUCUUUGUUAGUUAUUAUUUUGUGUGUGAAGCACUUCGUUAACUUGUAUUGAAAGCACUAUACAAAUAAAGUUAUUAUUAUUAGGCCCCCCAACACUACCUGAUCAAAAAUAACACAUGGUUUAGAUGGUAGUGGGCAAGCAUCACAGUAGUCUAGAGAGGUUUAAUUUCCUCGUCUCCUCCUUUACACUGAUCUGAAAACACAAAACCCAGAGCAGGUGAAUACAACAUGGAUGAUGCUUGUCCGGUAUUUGUUUUCACCUUUCCUAUUGUUUUACCAGUGAAGUUGAGGGAAAGUAGAUGUUUUGUUGGCCACUGACUGGCUGUCCCACCAUCCUCUUCCCCUCCUGCAGGCCCCCUAUCUGCUCCUAGUGUGGGGGUGUUCGCGGAGGUUCGCGGCCCCCCCUCCUCCGUCCACAUCAAGAGGCCCAUGAACGCCUUCAUGGUCUGGGCCAAAGACGAGAGGCGACGUAUACUACAGGCCUUCCCUGACAUGCACAACUCCUCCAUCAGCAAGAUACUGGGUGAGUCCACACACACACAUGCACACACACAGGGGGACAUAAAGCAUGCACAAAUUGCUCCUUUGGGAUUAAUGACACGUCAAUCAAUGUGCACUGUAAGUGUUUCUGUGUCACCUGCUGUAGUCCUGGCACAGUAGGGCAUGCGAGGCCACGAUCUGCCACCUGCUUCCCCUGGAGACAGGAACCUCCUACCACUCCCCCCCCCCCCCCCCGUCCGUCCGUCCGUCCACACACACACACUGCCCCGCACCCCUUUCCUCUGACCAAACACUCACAUUCCAUUCCAUUCCAUUGUGGAGCGCUGGAGACACUCAAGCUAUUGCUCCCUCCCUCCUCAUCUAACAUAGCCAACCCCUUUCUCUGUAGGUCACUGGAAGUCUAUGUCCAACUAGGAGAAGCAGAUGUACUCUUUCACACACAAAGUCCUCUGUUCUUUAGUCUGACAUUGUCUCCCUCCCUCCAGGAACUAGAUGGAAGUCUAUGUCUAACCAGGAGAAGCAGCCCUACUAUGAGGAGCAGGCCAGGCUGAGCCGACAGCACCUGGAGCGUUACCCCGACUACAAGUACAAGCCCCGCCCCAAACGCACCUGCAUCGUGGAGGGACGGAGACUCAGGGUGGGCGAGUACAAAGCCAUGAUGAAGAACCGGAGACAGGAGCAGAGGGGGCCAUACCCACACAGGUAACACACUGAUGUUCUGUUAGUGUGGCCCUGACCGUGAAGAGAACCAGAGUUGCUAUUAUCCAGAGAGCUCUUAGUGAAAUUAAACAAUAAACUCUCUUCCCUUCCCACAUGCUUUUUCUGUAAGAACACAAACAAACCCACUGUGGUUAAAUAGAAGUGCAGGGCUACAGCUGGUUAUGUUAGUCUCUCAUAGUGAAUAAAACUCUACUCUAUUGUUCUAUAUGACUGUAAAAUUGUACUUGAGUAGCAGCAGCUUUUAGUGGUUUGUUAACAGUCCUCUUCUCUGGGUAUGGACUUGUCCUGAGACAUGGUGGUAGACUCCUACAUACAGCCAUGUCUCAGGGCAAACACCUAUCCAGUCUUUUCAGAUUUAGACAAUGAUUUGGGCGUACGUUACACCACCAAUGUCCCAUCUCUUCCUGUCUUUCAGCCAAUCAGAGCCGCAGCAGCUGCACUACGCCCCCGGCGAGGGCCAAUACCCAGGUGGCGGUGGGGCAGUCUCCAUGCCAACGGUGCCAUUCCACCCCGCGCUAUUGGAGCACUACCUGCCGCGAGGGCUGGAGGCUCCGCCUAUUUGCAGACCUGAGGGACAGGCCACGCCCACUCCUCUCCCCAGAGAGAGGGAGAAAGAGAGACCGCCGUACAGUGAGGGGGAGGAGAGCGACAGAGGAGAGAGAAGUGAGGGAGAGCUAGUGCUCCUCACUGACUGA